CGAACUUGGUCAGAUCGAUAAAAUUGUGAUACAACGUCUGCUGAACAGAGCAGUCUACCUCCCUGGGCUGAGAUUUGAUACAGCGUCUGCUGAACAGGGCAAUCUACCCCCCUGGGCUCAGAUCCGAUACGAUGUCUGCUAA
Molecule: messenger RNA, 142 nt
Organism: Dentiscutata erythropus
Lineage: Eukaryota; Fungi; Glomeromycota; Glomeromycetes; Diversisporales; Gigasporaceae
Source: the annotation of a GenBank genome assembly